This is a messenger RNA of Indicator indicator, 2661 nucleotides long. It is a transcript of the gene SIK1, whose product is annotated as salt inducible kinase 1. Gene Ontology annotation, biological process: microtubule cytoskeleton organization; protein phosphorylation; intracellular signal transduction. The record is from RefSeq and is a predicted model, not a curated record. The transcript has 13 exons. Bases 1 to 2397 code for a protein of 798 amino acids. NCBI's taxonomy places the organism in Eukaryota, Metazoa, Chordata, Aves, Piciformes, Indicatoridae. Gene Ontology annotation, cellular component: cytoplasm. Gene Ontology annotation, molecular function: protein serine/threonine kinase activity; tau-protein kinase activity; magnesium ion binding.
AUGGUGAUCAUGUCAGAGUAUACCGCCGUGCCCGCUGCCGGACAAGGCCAGCAGCGGCCUCUGCGAGUUGGCUUCUACGAUAUCGAGAGGACCUUAGGAAAAGGCAACUUCGCAGUGGUCAAACUGGCCAGGCACAGGGUGACCAAAACGCAGGUUGCAAUAAAAAUAAUAGAUAAAACAAGGUUAGACCCAAGCAAUCUGGAGAAAAUUUAUAGAGAAGUUCAGAUAAUGAAGCUUUUGAAUCAUCCCCAUAUUAUCAAGCUAUAUCAGGUUAUGGAGACAAAGGAUAUGCUUUACAUUGUUACUGAGUUUGCAAAGAAUGGAGAAAUGUUUGAUCAUCUGACUUCCAAUGGGCACUUAAGUGAAAGUGAAGCACGGAAGAAAUUCUGGCAGAUUCUUUCAGCAGUGGAAUAUUGUCACAGCCACCACAUAGUGCACAGGGAUCUCAAGACAGAGAACCUUCUUCUAGAUGCUAACAUGAAUAUCAAGUUAGCAGAUUUUGGCUUUGGAAACUUCUACAAGUCAGGAGAGCCUCUUUCCACUUGGUGUGGAAGCCCACCCUAUGCAGCUCCAGAAGUUUUUGAAGGCAAAGAAUAUGAAGGGCCUCACCUUGAUAUAUGGAGCCUUGGGGUAGUGCUGUAUGUACUUGUCUGUGGUUCUCUGCCUUUUGAUGGACCCAAUUUACCAACUCUGAGGCAAAGAGUGCUGGAGGGACGGUUCCGUAUCCCUUACUUCAUGUCCGAAGACUGUGAAACACUAAUCCGCCGGAUGUUGGUUGUGGACCCAACCAAGCGAAUAACCAUUUCCCAAAUAAAGCAGCACAAGUGGAUGCAAGCUGACCCGUCUCUUCAACAGCAGCAGUCUUUGUCCUUCUCCAUGCAAAACUACAACUCCAACCUGGGUGACUACAAUGAGCAAGUCCUUGGGAUAAUGCAGACACUUGGCAUCGACAGGCAGAGAACUAUUGAGUCUCUGCAAAACAGCAGCUACAACCAUUUUGCUGCAAUUUAUUACCUGCUCUUGGAGCGCCUCAAGGAGUAUCGAAGCAGCCAGCUAUCGAGUCGGCCAGCAACUGGCCGUCAGCAAAGGCCAAGGAGCUCUGAGAUCAGUAAUGUUGAGAUGCCUCAGGACAGUCUCACUAGUGAAACCCUGCGAUCAUCUCUGCUUUACCAGCAACCUCAGAGCCUGAUUCAGCCAUCCUUGCAGGCAGAAAUGGACUGUGACAUCAACAGUCCAAUACAGCCUGUGUUCUUUCCUGUGGAUCCCAACUUCAACGGGCUUUUCCGGAACCGCUCCAUCUCCCCCAACAGCCUUCUGGAGACCACCAUUAGUGAAGAAGUAAGGCAGGAGAAGGAGCUGGAAGAUGAAAUUAAGGCAUAUGACCACCCCAUUCGCAUCCCUAGCAACACUAGCAGGAGGCACACACUGGCUGAAGUGACCACUCAUUUCUAUCAGCAUGCUCCUCCAUGUAUAGUCAUUUCCUCUUCUGCAAGCCCCACAGAGGGAACUAGUUCAGACAGCUGCCUUACUUCAUCUUCAAAUGACAGCUCAGUGGCCCUGAGCAGCUGCUUGGCAGGUCAAGUAAUGACGGGGAGUCCAGCCACAGCUAGGAUGACGUCGUCCUUCCUAGCUUCCCAGUCUGACGCUCCAGUGUUACAAGCUCAAGGCUGCAUGGGAGGGGCUUCUCUCCUGCCUGUCAGCUUCCAAGAAGGAAGACGAGCAUCUGAUACCUCAUUAACUCAAGGCUUGAAGGCUUUUAGGCAGCAGCUGCGGAAGAAUGCACGAGCCAAGGGGUUUCUCGGCUUGAAUAAAAUCAAAGGCUUUGCUCGGCAGGUGUGUCAGUCCUCCUCAUCUCGAGCAGCAAGGAGUGCCAUGAGCCCUUUCCAACACACGCAGCCCAACACCUGCAUGUACAGCAGCAGUGGGAGCAGCAGAGAAGGAAGAAGCCUCCUGGAGGAGGUGCUACAGCAGCAGAGAAUGCUUCAGCUCCAGCAUCACCAGCUGCUCCAGACAGUUUGUCCCCAGGCUUCUCAGACAUCUGCAACAAAUGGCAUCCCCUCUUCAGAUAGCAUGGGUACCUGCAAAGCAGCCAAUUCUCUUCUGUUGUCAGAGCUACAAAGAGAGAACUCAUUUGAGCUGGCCCUUGCUGGCAACAGCCAACUGCUCCAACCUCACUUCUUUGGUGUCAGCGUGUCACCAGUGUCCUCAGCAGCUCACCUUUUAGACACACACCUGUACAUCAGCAGCAACGUUUCUCCAGUUGGCACCACCUUCUCUCAGCAACAGAGUUUCUCUGUGCAGCCUCCAAGCUGCGACACUGUCACUCUGCAGCAUGGGGACUGUGAGAUGGAAGACCUGACUUCCAACCAGCUAGGGAAGUUUGUCCUGGUCAAAUGAGAACCCCAGACGCUGCAGCUCACGCUGCUCUUGUUGUGAAGAACUUUUACCACUGUUCCAUGGCCUGUGUGGGUCCAUGGCUGGCUGGUGUGGUGUGGAGUGACUCUCAGAAGCAAUAAAUUUUGAAGUAUGUGAAGAGGCUGUCUGGCUCAGAAAGCUAGCAACUUUAUAGAACUGAAACAAGCAAUAUGUAUGUCUUUUUGCUUCUACUAUUCUUGCACUGAACAAAUAUGAAUAGAAACUGAAUUUUUUAAAGGAAAAAUA